Molecule: messenger RNA, 1093 nt
Organism: Paramecium sonneborni
Lineage: Eukaryota; Ciliophora; Oligohymenophorea; Peniculida; Parameciidae
Source: the annotation of a GenBank genome assembly
AUGUUAUUGUUUUAACAAGAGGAUUCUUAAAACAUCAGAUCCUUGCUUGACAGUAAGAAAUAUAUUUUAGAAUUCAGAUAGCAAAAACAAGCAAUAUCAGAUGGAAAACACAAAAUUCGAGACAAUUUGAAUGUGAUUACAAAAAAGGGAUGUAAAUACAACUUUGAAUCAUUUAUAAUAAAGAAUACAGAAUAAAUUUAAAAUUACAUGAGCUCUUUUGUUGGGUAUGUUAUCUCUAAUAAUAUAGAGUAAAUUUAGUGUCCAAUAUUGAUAUUACACUAUGGGCAUUUACAAAAUCAUCUGAAUUUAAUCAUAUGUAAUAGAAAAUAGAGUAAAACUCAGUUACUUUUGUGAUUUCUAUAGCUGCAUGUUAAAUAGCUCAAAUUACAUAAGUUCCUGAAUUAGCAGAAUUUAAUUAAAGUUUUAUUGAUUAACUAUCUACUCUACCAAUUGAAUAUUCAGUACCUUAAUAUUUGGAAUUCCUUUUUAAUUUUGAAACUCAUUAUACAACUGAUAAAGUUCUUGGAUCAAGAGUAGAUUAUGUAUAUACUUUCCCUCCUGGAAUUGUUGACGAUUUUGAUUAAAAAAAAUCUUAAGAAAUUGACUUAAAAAAAGCAUCAAUUAUUACAUUCGCUCUUUUAAAAAGAGUAAUAAGUUUAGCAGAUAUUGCCAAUAGAAGAGGAAGCUAAGGCUUAUAGUGAUAUAUCAAAAUUAAGUACAUCCAAAGAUUAGUUAAGAGAAACUGAAUUAAAACCUAAUUCUAUUAAAUAUACUUUAAAAAGCAUAAGUGAAUUAGUAUUAGUAGGAAAAGGAUAAAUUUCAUCAUUCAAAGAUUGAUUAUUAAAAAACUGGAUAGAAUUUAAAGUAAAUUAUUAAAUUGGCUACCCAGAAAAACCUUAACAGAUUAUGCAAGUUAUUGUAAUUAUAAGGAUAAAGAAAUGGAAAAUGUGAAACUAAUAAAAGCGAAAUUGGAUAAUGGGUGGAAUCUAAAAAGGUUUGUUUGAAUUUUUUAAAAGAUUUUGAUUGGAGAGGUCCUUGUACUUAAAAAUGCUCUUUUUAUAAAUUUAAAUCAAAAAUGCAUAAGAAUGCUUGA